AUGGGAAGAAAAAUCACUCUUAUUUCACUUUUCAUUGCUAUAUCAGUGAUAAUGUUAAAUUUCUUUUCUUGUUCAUUUCCAACUCCAACUGACGGAGGUGUUGUCAGUGCUGGUCCUGGUGGUAUUGGUGGUGGUAUUGUUGGCGGUCCCGAUUAUUUCGUUGCUGAUAUUGGUCAUCCCGGUGGUCCUGUUGAACAUGACUAUUGUCCUCCACGUAAGCCUGGAUGUUCUUUACCUAUGCAUGAUUAUCCUCCAAGUCCCAUCACUGAUGAUAGAGUUUACGGUAAUGAAUGGCAAAUGG
Molecule: messenger RNA, 301 nt
Organism: Ambispora gerdemannii
Lineage: Eukaryota; Fungi; Glomeromycota; Glomeromycetes; Archaeosporales; Ambisporaceae
Source: the annotation of a GenBank genome assembly